Messenger RNA from Rattus norvegicus (Norway rat), 38210 nucleotides. NCBI's taxonomy places the organism in Eukaryota, Metazoa, Chordata, Mammalia, Rodentia, Muridae. The record is from RefSeq and is a predicted model, not a curated record.
CCACUCGCCCUGCCAGCCCCGCCCGCCCCGCGCGCCCAGCCCACUCGGCUUGGGAGCGGAUGCUGGGGGUGGCGGCUGCAGCCGUGGCUGCGCAGCAGGAGCGCAGAGAAGCGGAGGACCUGGAGGCAGGAUGCCGGCGCUCCACAGCCCGAGACCGUGUUUCCUGUGAGUCCAGAUAUGCGAUCCAGAUGUGCUGCAAUGGUGACAUAAACUGUUGACUGAGACUAGGAGCGUGCCUGAAACGCCAUCCUUCCUCCUAUUUUUUUUUAAUGGUGCUUCUAUUGGAAUAGUCAACGAAGUGCAUCCAACAUGAGUUUUAUCAUGAAACCUCACAGACACUUUCAAAGAACACUGAUUCUGCUUGCCACCUUUUGUAUGGUGAGCAUCGUUAUUUCUGCUUACUACCUGUACAGCGGCUACAAACAGGAAAGUGAAGUCUCUGGGCGGGCUUCGGUAGUGGACUGUGGUGACCUCCAGCACAUACCAUCCAGGCUGAUGGAAGCGAAGAGGACAAUGAUUUCUGAUGCUUCAAGGACAGACCCCACAGUCCUAGUGUUUGUGGAAAGCCAGUACUCAUCUCUUGGUCAAGACAUCAUUAUGAUGCUAGAAUCCAUCCGGUUCCAUUAUCACACAGAAAUCGCUCCUGGAAAAGGCGAUCUUCCAGCGCUUACAGACAAUGUGAAAGGCAAAUACAUUCUCAUUAUAUAUGAGAAUAUUCUAAAGUAUAUAAACAUGGACUCUUGGAAUAGAAGCCUCUUAGAUAAAUACUGUAUAGAGUAUGGUGUGGGUAUCAUUGGAUUCCACAAAACCAAUGAGAAAACCCUUCAGAGCUUUCAAUCCCAGGGCUUCCCCUUUUCCAUAAGUGGAAACCUGGCAGUAAAAGAUUGCUGUAUUAAUCCUCACUCCCCUCUCCUUCGUGUGACCAAAUCAUCCAAGCUUGACAGAGGUUCUUUACCUGGAGCUGACUGGACAGUUUUUCAGAUUAAUCACUCCACCUACCAGCCAGUAAUAUUUGCCAAAGUUAAGACUCCAGAAAACCUUUCUCCUCCCAUCUCUAAACAUGCAUUUUAUGCCACUAUCAUACAUGACCUGGGGCUUCAUGACGGGAUCCAGCGAGUUCUUUUUGGCAACAACUUGAACUUUUGGCUGCACAAGCUCAUUUUCAUAGAUGCCCUCUCCUUCUUGUCAGGGAAAAGACUGACACUGUCCUUGGACAGGUACAUCCUUGUGGACAUUGACGACAUAUUUGUGGGGAAGGAGGGCACAAGGAUGAACACCAAUGAUGUCAAGGCCCUGCUCGACACUCAGAAUCUUUUGCGCUCACAAAUCACCAACUUUACUUUCAACCUUGGAUUUUCAGGGAAAUUUUAUCACACGGGAACCGAAGAAGAAGAUGCAGGGGAUGACUGUCUGUUGGGGUCUGUGGAUGAGUUCUGGUGGUUUCCUCACAUGUGGAGUCACAUGCAGCCCCAUCUCUUCCAUAAUGAGUCGUCUUUAAUAGAGCAGAUGAUUCUCAACAAAAAGUUCGCCUUAGAGCAUGGCAUCCCUACGGACAUGGGCUACGCAGUGUCCCCUCACCAUUCAGGUGUCUACCCCGUACACGUUCAACUUUAUGAGGCCUGGAAGAAGGUUUGGAAUAUUAAAAUCACCAGCACUGAAGAAUAUCCACAUCUGAAACCAGCUAGGUAUCGGAGAGGCUUCAUCCACAAAAACAUCAUGGUUCUCCCGAGACAAACCUGUGGACUCUUCACCCACACGAUUUUCUACAAGGAGUACCCAGGGGGCCCCAGGGAACUGGACAAGAGUAUUCAUGGAGGGGAGCUCUUCUUCACUGUGGUUCUCAACCCAGUUUCUUCAAGGGAUGGUGAAGCGGUGUGCCGUGACAACAAACACCUAAGGCCAGAAGGGACCGGAAGGAUGAUGUAUUCGGCUUCCUGAUUCUAAGUGGAGUCCCAGUUAGAUGAUCUGAGCUGCUCCAGGUCACUCUGUUAGCAUUCUCAUGAACACGCCACCCUUCCUGACACCUGGGUCAGCCCAUCUACCAGUGUAGCAUUCCGCUUCCACAAUGCUGCUAAAAUGGCCUUCCAUGAUGCCCAGUAGUUCGUCAUACAUAGAAUCACAGGCAAUAUGGCUUCAGUUACCUGGCAGUGAAGAAAUGUUGGAAAUUUCAGGCCGUUACCUGGGAACAGGUGACUAUUUCUUUGUUGAUUUUUUUUUCAGUGCUUUAAAAAAUGUCCGUUAUAAGUGGUGACAGGUAGAAGAUAUGCCACGGGCUUUGCAGGAACUAUAAGCAAACAACUAUAUUGUUCCUUUUUAAAUAAUAAAUCUGGUGGGCAUUACUCAUGAAUUGACAAGAUACUUAUAGUGGUAAAGCAAAAGUUCAUAUUCCACGCAUUCCCUGUCUUGCAAAGAAAUUCUAGUUUUGCUGUCAUUAAUAUUUUCACUCCUGAAUAGCCUAGUAAGAGCACCAGUGGAAGGGGAAGCCCUUGGUCCUGCUAAGACUGAACCCCCAGUGAACGGGAUUGUUGGGGGGAGGGCGGUAAUGGGGGGAGGGUGGGGAGGGGAACACCCAUAAGGAAGGGGAGGGGAAUGGGCUAGGGGGAUGUUGGUCCGGAAACCAGGAAAGAGAAUAACAAUCGAAAUGUAAAUAAGAAAUACUCAAGUUAAUAAAGAAAAAAAAGAAAAAAAAUAUUUUCACUCCUGGCUGUGCCCUUAUACAGUUAAUUGCCACUGUGAAAUUAAGAAAACCAAAGGAGACUCUUGCAGCUUUCGUACUUAAGAAAAGCAGAAACCAUUAGGUAUUAUCAAAAAGUGUAAGAAUGUGUCAGUAAGUAGGUUAAUAGAAAGGGGAUUCGUUGGACAAUCUAUUUCUCAGAUAUGUCUGACUGAAGGAUACAUCCCUGUAUACUUCUACUUAAGCACGCUGAAACGAAGAUAACAUAUUAACCAACAGGAAAUUGUCACAAAGGUGCAAUGAGAUGGAGUUGAAGGUAGUUUAUCCAAAAAGAGUCAUGUCGAAGACUCAGCCAGAUUCAAGUUCCAGUUUAUCUCGGUAGACCCUUCCUGGGGCUGGGCCUCGCUUUGGUUGUUUGUUUGUUUGUUUGUUUGUUUUUGUUUGUUUGGUUGGUUGGGUUUUUUUGGGUUUUUUUUGGGGGGUUUUUUUUUUUUGGUUUUUUUGUUUUUUGUUUUUGUUUUUUUUUUUUUUUUUUUUGCUUAGCCUAAGUGCAUUAGGAACCCUGAAGAGGACAAAAAUGCUCACCCAAAAGUCACUGGAUGGUGGAAUGGGCUACUACAGUACACAAAACCGGUUGCUACUGGAUUUGCUGGUGGCAUUUCUACAUAAGCCAGCAGCUGGUUAAUAGGCAUGAUCUGUAAUACCAAAAGUCCACAGCCGCCUCUCUGGAAACUUCACCUACAAAACAAAUACAAGUGUUCAGUUGGAAUAGCUAUUCCUUAGUUAAUCCUUGAGAGUGUCUCAUAACCUUCGGUACAGACAGAAACAUCUUUCACAUGGUGGAGGGGAAUCACAUUAGGUGUCGUCUCACUUUUCUGACUCAAAAAAAAUAAAAUAAAAACAAACUCCUGUACAUAUCAUUUAACUCUCUGAACCCAAUUUUCUAUUUUUUUUAUUUCAUAAAUUAAUGAUAACUUUGAUUCUGGGUGCUUUUGUGAAAAUCUGAUCUCAUGAUCCACCUUCCUAAAGCAUUCCCUCACUCUCUCGCUUUAUUUACAUUUCCCCCCCGCCCCGUGAUCUUGUGAUAUCAUGGCGUGAGCACAGCCUUCCCAUCAUGCUACCAUGUUACAACUGACUUUCCUUGUCUUCUCAUAGUUGUGAGCUUCUUGAUUUAAAAGAUAAUGCUUUGUUCUGUUUUAUAUUCACAAAAACAUCACAAAACUUUUGGCACAUGGUAGAAUGAUAAUUCACUAUCUUUUCCUGCCAGCAAAUGUACUCUUUUAAGUUAAAAAUCCAUCUUCAAGACAUAAGUACAGAAUUUGAAUGAACUCGAGGAGGUAUGCAUCACUGGAUUUUUUCUUCUCUCCCAACAAAAUAUCUAAGGAGAUCUUUGGGGAAAUCCUUCAUAUUUAUGAAAAGAUGCUAAAUUUUACUCAAAAAAUGAAACUCAAAAUUAAAUUAUUUCAAAAUAUUGUUUCUGUUCUCUAUAAAUUAAAAAAAAAGUGAUGACAAGCAGUUCUGUUAGCAAGACUUAGAAAGCUGACCCACAUGCAUCCCAGUAGCUGGGGAACACGAUGAAAGACACAGACCCAGCAAACACGAUACACAGAACCUUUUGGUGCAGUGAUUUUGCCAUUUUUACAGAGAGAGAAACUAUAGGGUCUACUUUUCACACAUAAUUGGGAUAUAUAAUAAUUAUCAAAGUUAUGUAGUAGAAACAAAUUGAAUAUCAGUCUGUUAGAGACUAGUUAAGUCAUCCUUAUGACAGCUACACAAAUGGUACUCUGUGUUUAAAAAAAAAAUAGAUAUUAUCUUCAACCCUACGCACAUACACACAGACACACAAGAAGAGAAACAGAAAGGAGAGAUAAAGAGUGUUCUCAGUGUACCAUGAUUUCCACAGUGUAUUUUUUUAAUGUACAUACAAAUUCCAUAAAUUCUCCUCAGGUUGGAUGAAAGGAGAUAAAGAAAUCAAUGAAAAGCUACAGCCUUGCCUACAGGAGCUGGAGAGGAGGCGUUGACAAGAGAAGUGUUUCAGGAACACAGCUUUGAUUUUGAAAUAUGUAAUAUUUUACAUGCUGAAAAUAAUAAAUGAGAGAGUGUGACGGGAAAGCAAUGAAUAGGUCACCUGCUCAGAGUGUUACGUUCCCCUCAUAUACAACAGAGAAGUGGUUCAGGUGACUCUGAGUAGUAUUCAGACUGUAGCAUUUAGUAAAAUAAAGGGGUAAGAAGCAGAACAGAAGUUUUCAACUUAUAAAAUAAUGUUGUGUUGCAUCCUUUCACUGAAACUCCUAAAGCUUUUAGGUACCAUCUGGGAAAAUGAAUGACCCUAGCAGCGCUGUGGGGAAUGGUGGCGAAGAAGUGAAAGGAGACUUGGGGUACUUGAAUUUGAUGUGAGGAAAUAAUUAGAAACAAAGACUCCAGACUUUGGUAACCAGACUCACCAGACAGAGGUGACAUCCAGGUAGCCAGAGUCACAUGACAUCAGUGAUAAAGAGUUCUGCAAGUCCCCAUAUUUUAAUACCUAAGUGACGCUUUUCUUCAAAGGCAACAAACUUUUUUGGAAUAAAGGUUUAUUCCAAGUUAGGUACAUGGAAAAUACAAAUUGAGUCUUGAAUAUCUUGUAUCCGUGGUGGUGAUGAUGGUGGUGGUGGUGAUGGUGGUGGUGAUACAGUGAGCCCUCACAAAAUAGCAGAGUUUUUAUUAGAACAAAUCAGCUUUAAGAGGCUUUUGGUGAGCAAAUUUGAUGUACUUUGAACAUCAAGAAGUAAUAUUGCAGACAUACUGAAUAUAUGGCAAAGGGAUGGUUGUGUUAUAUGACAGAUCUUCUACAUCCAAAUUUUAUAUCUAGAUAUAAACUAUAUCUGUUAUAUAGAAGAUACAAAAGGAGGGGCAAGACUGGAAAAUCAUCACCAUGGACAAACAACAACCGAUACAGGCAAGAGCUAUGAGUAAUUGUUAGAAGCACUGGAAGAGAUGUGGUUGUGAAAUAGUGUUCUUAUAGUCUUGGGGCUUCAUUCCAGGGAUUACGUGUUAAUUGCAAAAACAAAAGUGACCCCUUAGACUAAAUGAAGUUGUCAGUUUCUGUUAACACAACAGAAGCAAAGGAGGAAAAAUUCAACAAGGUAACCUGACAAUGCCCACCUUCUAAUGAGAUGCAGUGUAAGGCCAUGGACACAGGAGUUAGAAUAAAUGCUGGACACACACACACACACACACACACCACCACCACCACCACCACCACCACCACCACCACCACCACCACCACCACCACCACCACCACCACCUUCUAUGAAGACAUCAGAUGAACACUUUAUAGAAUAGUCCCUUUUAUGAGAGAUCAAGGAACAAGUGAAGAAAUUGCUGGACAUCUGAUGACGUAAAGACAGCAGAAGACGCCACAAUGUUCACUGAACCUGUCUUACUUAUCUACCAGUGGAAGAAGACAUCCAGAUCUUGUAGAUUGAGAAUUUAGCAUAUAAAUCUGAUUGAUAAAUUACAAGUUUCUAGAACUUUGAUUUUUACCAAGCCACAAGGGAUGGGAGCAAAGUUCCCUGCAGGCAGAGAGACAGCCUGGAGAGGGCAGCUAUAGAAUACCUGGCGCUAGUGUGGUGUGGUGUCAUGCAAGAACGGCCCGCAGAACUCCAUGUGUGUGAGUCAGGUGUGGUAACAACUCAUCAAAGGGACAGUGUGAGGAAGCGGCUGGCAGAGAGACAGCCAGAGCGCACAGUUCGCUCGAGUGGGAACACACAGGUACCAGUAUGGGAACAGGAACACACGGUACCAGUAGCUAUGAUCCAUUUUUUUUAUUUUUACUGCAACACCCAGAUCUGAGCUUCUCCUUGGAGAUGGGAAGAGAAGACUGAAUACACUUUCAACACUCAGAUUUUCGUUGACAUGACUUGAGAAAAGCAAAGUGAGGAGUGAGUCGGAGUAGAAGCAGCUUGUACACAGCAGUCUAGUCUUCUGGGGCUGGCCGAGACAUGUUUUCUACCUUGUCUGUUUUAGAACACUAGCUGGGCAUGACAUAUCUAAAACCUGGGCCACUGAGAACAAAACCAGUGUCCUUGUAGCCUGAAGUAGCUGCAGAAAUCAUAUAGUCUGAUCAGAAGAUUUUAAAGGAAUUAAAGAAUUAGAAACUCUUUUAAAAAAUAAACCAAAGAACUCCUGUAAUUGGAAACUUUUUCUCAAAGUUUAGGAAAAAAUUCAGGCCUGAGGAUGGUAGCACAGUCAGUACCUUGCAUCCAUGCCUUGCAAGCAAAAGAAUUUGAGUUCAGAUCCCCAGUAACUAUAUACAAAUCAAGAUAUAGGAUUAUGUGCUUUUUAACCCUAUAUCUUGUUCAACUUGAGAAACAGAAAUAAGAGUCUCAGUGGAUCUCAGUGACUGUGCUGGCUAGGUUUAUAUCAACUUCACACAAGCUAGAGUCGAGAGGGGCAGAGAGAGAGAGAGAGAGAGAGAGAGAGAGAGAGAGAGAGAGAGAGAGAGGGGAACCUCAAUAGAUAUAAGAUUAGAACUUAUAUGUCUUCGUCAAUUUCAACGCAUGAUUUUUUUGUCCUUCUUACUUGAGAAUUUUCUCUUUUCCCUUAAAGUAAGUGUCUUAUGUCCACCCUUUCCUAUAACAUGACCCCAGGCAUCGUUACCUGGUGCUUUGAGUCAGUUAUUAGGUAAAAUAAAGGGUUUUCAACACAGCUCUUAAAAUACAAGGAAGGUUGUGAUAGAUUACCAGUUACUCAUGUGACAGAUGGUUGGAUAACAUAGAUGGUUGCCCCAAUGAAGACAUACAGACAGGAUGGACCAAGAGAGGCCAUCCUGCUACUUAGAUGACAGCUUAAAGCUUACGGGUUGUUUACUUUGGUAAUUAUCCAGUUAAUAUUUGCAGAGCACUGCUGCUUCAAAUGAUUGAAACCCUGGAAAGGAAUACCAUAACCAAAGUGGAGUACUGUAUCCAAUUGUAAAGAAAAAAGUAAUGAAUAAGUAAAGACUGCCUUGGGGCACAACAUCAAACGAAAUAGUUAAUGGAUACUGCAAAAGAGGAGGAGGAAGUAAAACUUACUAGGAGAAAUAGCAAGCAGAGACCUCCCAAAUCUGAAAAGGAAAUAGAUAUCGAUACACAAGAAGACUAUGAACUCCAAGAACUGAAGACUUUCAUGGCAGCAUACACUUGGAUCAAAACAUCAGAAAUAUAAAAGGGUUCUGAAUGUCAAAGAAGAAAUCCAAUCACCCACAUUAAAGAGAGCCUUCCUAAUGCCACUAGCAUAUUUCUCCAGAGACUUUAAAGGGCACAAGUUGAGCGGGGGUUCAGGCAGGAGGGUCUAUUCAAAGUGCUGAGUGAAGAAAACAAUUCAAAAACCUGUCAAGCAAGAAUGCUGCAUCCAGCAAAGCUGCCCUUCAGAGAUGAAGGAUACUUCAAAGUAUCAGGAAGUAAAAAGUAGUAAAGACAUUUCCAGAUAAACGAAAUAAUCUUUAUUUGCCCACAAAAAGUAUAAAGGGGAUUCUUUGGGUUGAGGCUGGUUGAGAACUCACCAAGAGAACUCACUGAAGAGAGAGCACUGUGGCCCUGGAAUGACAGUGUGCAAACUGUUCAGUCAGGAGGUAGAAGCUAGAUAACAAGUGUGAAAAGUAUAUGUAACUGGCACUGCUUAAAUCACACAACAUAAAACCCGAGUUCUGCGAUAGCAGUGCUGGAAAGGAUGGGCAAUGAGUCUGUUUUACUGAGGUUGAAGGCAAAAUUAUUAUGAGAUGAAAAUGUCAGCUUAUGCUUGCUGAUAAUUAGAUUUUAAUGCCUUGGGUGUCAAGAGAAAUACAUAUGGUACAAAAAUAGAAAAUGAGGAUAAAUCAAAAUACAUCACAAUAAAAAUUAGAAGUCCAAAGGAAGACAGUGGGGAAAGACAAAGGGUCAAAUGCUACAAAGACAGUGUAAUAACAGGGGUAGUGAUUCCUAUUGACAGUAAGUAAUGUUAAAUGCAAAUGAUCAAAUCCUCAAACAACAGACAUAGAGUAACUAAACAGAGACUAGAUGGAGAUAUAGAUAUAUAGAUAUAUAGAUAUAGAUAUAUGUAUACACACACACACACAAGAGCAGUACAGCUGGAUCAUAUGGUAGAUCUAUUUUCAGUUUUUUGGUUGGUUGGUUGGUUUCUUUGCUUUUUGAGGAACCUCUGAAUCUACAAUUUCCAUGCUGGUGGUACCAGUUCACAUUCCCUCCAGCAAGGAAUAACUUUCCCUUUCUAAAUAUUCACUGUCCCUUGUUUUUUGUUUUUGUUUUUUUUUAAUCUUUGAUCUUGGGCAUUCUGCCUCCCAAAUUCUGGGAUUAAAGAUUUAAGUGACCACACUCUAUUAGAUUUUUUUAAAAUUGUUUGAGGUAUGUAACUAUAUGUAUGAAGAUUGUAAAAUGCAAAUUAAAACUACCUUGAGAUGUUAUCCCAGUCUGAAUUCAAGGUCAGCCUGGUGUACAAGUUCAAAAAACAGCUAAAGCAAAUAGGGGGACCUUGUCUAAAAACAACAGCAAAGAAAUAAAAUAAAAUAAAUGUUUUAGGAACUGUCUGGAUCUAUAUUCCAGUUUUUAAUUGGGUAGCUUGUUUUCUUGAUGUUCAGUUUUUUCAGGUCUUUGUACAUUCUGGAAAUUAAUCUCCUGUCAGAGAUAUAACUGGUAAAACUUCUCGAUGUCACUGCAUUGGGAUCAAUCUGUGAUUUUUAUUUUUGAGUACACAAGUGCAUAAUUUUAAUCUUAUUUUUGAGUUAUCACAUUUCAGGAAGUUGAUUAAAAUCAUCUAAAAUGUUUUCUAAGCUUUUUGUGUAUAACAAAUGAACCAUUUUGAAAUGACUUAAAAUGAGAUUGAAAUUUUGGCAGAUUAUGCUUUGAUUAAAAGACUUGAUUGAUCAUUCUAUUGUUACUUGUUUUGUCCGAUUUAUGAAUAUGUAAGGAAGUCUCUGCCAAAUUUUAUUAUUAUUCAAAGUUAAAGCUUUGAGAGUCAUUGUAAAGUCUAACCAUAUAGCUCCCACUCAGACUUUUGUUAAAACAUUAUAUUAUAUUAUAUUAUAUUAUGUUAUAUUAUAUUAUAUUUGCUUACUAAUUAUUUUUCAUAUUGGGUAUUUUUAUUGGAUAUUUUAUUUAUUUACAUUUCAAAUGUUCUCUCCUUCCCCAGUUUCCCCUCUGCAAACCCCCUGUCCCAUCCCCUCUCUCCAGCUUAUGAGGGUGCACCCCGUCUCACCCACUCCUACUGACAUUCCCCCUACACUGGAGCAUUGAGCCUUCACAGAACCAAGCCCCCCCCCACUCCCAUUGUUGCCAGAUAAGGCCAUCCUCUGCUACAUGUGCAGCUGGAGACAUGGGUUAUUCCAGGUGUGCUCUUUGGUUGGUGGUCUAGUCCCUGGGAUCUCUGGGGUGUCUGGUUGGUUGAUAUUGUUGUUCUUCCCAUAGUGUUGCAAACCCUUUCAGCUCCUUCAGUCCUUUCUCUAACUCCUCCAUUGGGGUCCCCGCGCUCAGUCUAAUGGUUGGCUGUGAGCAUCUGCCUCUGUAUUUGUCAGGCUCUGGCAGAGUCUCUCAGGAGACAGCUAUAUCAGGUUCCUAUAUCAGGUUCCUGUCAACAAGCAGUUCUUGGCAUCUGCAAUAGUAUCUAGGGUUGGUGUCUGUAUAUGGGAUGGAUCCCCAAAGUGAGGCAGUCUCUGGAUGGCCUUUCCUUCAGUCUCUGCUCUACACUUUGUCCCCGUAUUUUCUCCCAUGAAUAUUUUGUUCCCCCUUUUAAGAAGGACCGAAGCAUCCUCACUUUGGUCAUCCUUCUUCUUGAGCUUCAUAUGAUUUGUGAAUGCAUACCAUGUGUAUUCAUUUGUGACUGAGUUACCUCACUCAGGAUGAUAUUUUCUAGUUCCACCUAUUUGUCUAAGAAUUUCAUGAAGUCAUCAUUUUUAAUUGCUGGGUACAAGGAUGUGGAAGAAAAGAAACACUCCUCCAUUGUUGGUGGGAUUGCAAGCUGGUACAACCACUCUGGAAAUCAGUCUGGUGGUUCCUCAGAAAAUUGAACAUAGUACUACCUGAGGACCCAGCUAUACCACUCCUAGGCAAAUACUCAAAAGACACUCCAACAUAUAACAAGGACACAUGCUCCACUAUGUUCAUAGCAGCCUUAUUUAUAAUAGUCAAAAACUGGAAAGAACCCAGAUGUCCUUCACAAAGGAAUAGAUACAGAAAACGUGGUACAUUUACACAAUGGAGUACUAUUCAGCUAUCAAAAACAAUCUGUAAUUUUUAUACCUGACAAUAUUUGUUUAACAAAGUUGGGUAUCCUUGAAUUUGAUACAGCAAUGUUUACAAUUAUAAUGUUCUCUCUGUGGAAUUUUUUCUUUGAUGAGUAUGAAACGUUCUUCCCUAUCUCUUCUGAUUAGUUUUGUUUGGAAAGUGUUUUAAGGGCUAUAGAGAUGGCUCAGGGGUUAAGAGCAUUGACUGCUCUUCCAAGAAACCCAGGUUCAAUUAACCAUAUGGUACCUCACAACUGUCUAACUCCUGUUUCAGUAUAUCCAACUCUCUCACACAUGCAGGCAAAACAUAAAUGUACAUAAAAUGAAAAUUGGUGAACUAUUUUUAGAACUAUUUUAUCAGAUAUUAGAGUAUCUAUACCUUCUCUUUGUCUCAUUUAUUUGAAGCAUCUUCUUCUAUCCCACAGCAGUGCCUGUCCUUGGUGGUAAGCUGUGAUUUGAGGGGGCAAAGAGGUCUAUUAUGUUUUCUAAUCCAGUCUGUUAGUCUCUGCCUUUUUGCUGGGGCACUGAAACUGUUAGACUUGAGAGUUAUUAUUUAAUAAUGUUUAUUCCUGUUAUUUUGCUGGAGUCAUGUUUCUUUCUUGGUGGUUAGCUAUUCUUGAAUUAUGUAUUCCUUUUGGUAUGUUUUCAUAUUCUUUUCAGGCAACGUAUUUCUUCUAAUAUUCUUCUGCAGAGUAAGGUUUAUGGAAAUAAACUCCUUAAAUCUGUUUUUACCGUGGAAAGGUUUUCUUUCUCCUGCAAUUGCAGAUGAUGGCUUGGUUUGGUUUGGAAGUUUGUGCUGGCAGCUGUGGUCACUUAGGACUUGUAGAACAAUGUCCAGGCCCUUCUGCCUUUCAAAUCCCCAUUCAAAAGUCAGGUAUUAAGUCCAACAAGCCUACCUAUACGUCUUUCCCUCUUGCUGCUCUCAGUAGCCCUUCCUUUGCCCUGUGCAUUUUAUGUUAAUUAUUAUGUGUUGUGCAGAAUUUCUUUUCUGGUCCUGGUUACUUUGUGUUCUGAAUAUGUCUUAUAUUUUACUAGGCAUUUCUUUCUUUAGAUUUGGGAAAUGUGUUCUAUGUUUUCUUGAAAAUAUUUUCUAUGCCCUUUGACCUAGGUUUCUUCUCCUUACAUUCUUACUAUUUGAAAGUGUGGUUUUUUUUUUUUUUUAGUGUUUCAUAUUUUUUGUAUGUUCUCCUCUUGAGAGUUUUUAUAUUGAAUAUUUUCUUUGACUGAGUGACUCACUUCCUCUACCUUGUUUUUGAGGUCCGACAUUCUCUCUUCUAUAUGACAUCGCUGAUGUCCUGAGUUUUGCGAGCUUUAUUUUAUUUUGGCUUUUCUUCAGCGAUCCUAUCUCUUUAUUCCUUUUUCUUCUUGAAUUGUUUCAUUGUUUCAUUCUACUAUCUGUGUUUUUUGCGUUCCUCAAUAAGGCAUUUGUACAUAGCCUCCUUGAGAUCAAUGAACAAACUUAUGAUCACUAUUUUGAAGUCAUUUUCCUAUCAUUUACUAAGCAUGCUGAUUUGAGGAAGAGUACAUAAGUCUUUAUUAUUCAUGAUGUUUGUGUUUUGUGAUUGGACCUAGAUAUAUGGACUUGCAUCCUCAGUGGUAGUUCUUGGUGGAUUUGUUAUCUUCCCAUGUUUGGUCUUAUCCCAACCUGUCAGAAUGUGGAUCACUUGAAUGGUGGUUGGUGCAAAAUAUAUUUUAGCAGUAUAUUUUAGCUUGCAAAUGGGUUGUCUAAAGUGGUCUCAUCUCAGUGGCAGUUCUGAUCAGACUCCACAGGUGCGGGUGGGUGCCAGACAGGAUGGUGAACGGGAGAAACUGUCAGGCAGGUGACAAGGGAAGUGGUUCCAACAACCAGAGGAUUUGUUGUAGCUGGAUUUUUAAAGAAGAAAUAACUAAAAAUACCUUUACUCUUGAUAGUAUUUUUUAGUGUUAAUCUAAUCAUGAAGAAACAAAUUAAAUAAAUCUUAACUCUGAUAUAUACAGACAAAGCAAGUAUUGUCAUCUUGUGACAAAUAUGUUCUGUAAUAUUUUAAAAGCAUAUUAUAGGGGGCUAAAGCAAUGGGUCAGUCACUUGGAGAGCUUACUUUUCCUUCAGAGUCCCCAUGUUGUUCCCAGCAACCGCAUUAGGCAGUUCAUAACCGCCUGAACUCCAACUCCAGAUCUGCCAGUCUCUUCUGGCCUGCAUGGGCAGCAGUACACACACAUAAAAUUUUGAAAAUAAGUCUUUUAAUGGAUACUUAGAGUUAAAAAGAAACUAUAAGAUAAUGUGACCUAAUAUAAUUGUCAAUCCAAGGCAUCCUUGAACACAGAUUUUUUUAAAAAAAAACUACAUUUGGUCAUUUAUCCCUCAAUUGGUGGCUUUUAAACAGGAAACAUUAUAGUAUGAGCACCUUUGUUCUCUAUAGAACUGGGAUGAGGAAGGUGUGCCCUGGACUAAGGAAGGUGUGCACUGGGCUAAGGAAGGUGUGCACUGGGCUAAGGAAGGUGUGCCCUGGACUAAGGAAGGUGUGCACUGGGCUAAGGAAGGUGUGCACUGGGCUAAGGAAGGUGGGCACUGGGCUAAGGAAGGUGUGCCCUGGACUAAGGAAGGUGUGCACUGGGCUAAGGAAAGUGUGCACUGGGCUAAGAAAGGUGUGCAUUAGGCUAAGGAAGGUGUGCACUGGCUAAGGAAGGUGUGCACUGGGCUAAGGAAGGUGUGCACUGGGCUAAGGAAGGUGUGCACUGGGCUAAGGAAGGUGUGCACUGGGCUAAGGAAGGUGUGCACUGGGCUAAGAAAGGUGUGCAUUAGGCUAAGGAAGGUGUGCACUGGCUAAGGAAGGUGUGCACUGGGCUAAGGAAGGUGUGCACUGGACUAAGAAAGGUGUGCAUUGGGCUAAGGAAGGUGUGCACUGGGCUAAGGAAGGUGUGCCCUGGGCUAAGGAAGGUGUGCAUUGGGCUAAGGAAGGUGUGCACUGGCUAAGGAAGGUGUGCACUGGGCUAAGGAAGGUGUGCACUGGCUAAGGAAGGUGUGCACUGGGCUAAGGUGUACACUGGCUAAGGAAGGUGUGUGCUGGCUAAGGCACUUGUUUUUUCUUGACAAACUUCCCCUGGUUUCAGUCACAGUGACAAGCACUGAAAGCCAGGUGGCUGUCACAGCUGGACGCUGUUGUGAUAUUUCAGUCUUGGUUCUCCGUAGAACUGUGGGUAUCUCUAGAGGUCAUGUGACAGCGCUCUGCAGAGGCACUAAUCCAGUCACACAGAGGAUUGGAUGAUUGGGUUUGGGCCUCAUGCUUUUCAAGAUUAGUUUAUUAGACCGUAUCUCUCUAAGUCCGUGAGUGACCCUCGUGUUUCCUUUGUCAGCUUUUGUUUCCCACAGCUGUUGUGUUCUUUCAUGUCCAAAUACUUUUCUGAAGUGUAUCCCUUACAAUAAGACAUGUGUGUGAAUUCUGCUAAGAAAUGAAGCCCACAAGUGUGGACCACGGUUGUUCUGCUACCACAAUAACCGUUACUUGAGGUCAUAGGCCAGUUCUGUGGCUCAUGAACAGUGAAGACCUGUGACAGCAGGGGAAAGGUGACAUACUCAGCUGCAGUUUCCUCUGUGCCACUGCACUCUUGUCCGACGAGAAGCUAGACGCUCACUCAUGUUAGAAAUCAACGUUUCAAAAGUAUUACCAGGACAUCCUAACACUUGCUGCAUCGGUGGUGGGGACACACUCCAGGUAAGACGCUCUAGCCUCAGACAAAGGGUCCAGGUGUCCAUGUGAAGCAAAAAGACAAGUAUGAAGAAGCCUGACUAAACAGCCUACCAGCAUGACCUUGGUGUUUCUGCUUCUCUCUUAGUACCCUGCCAUGCUGGGGUUUCACUAUAAAAUGUCCAGCACAAGGCAAGAGUACAAAGAGUACCAAAAAAAAAACAAAACACAUUAAUUGUGAUCAAAGAAAAAUAGAAACAAGGUCAAUAGCUAACCUGAAAGAAAAGCCUUUAAAUUUAAAUUUAAAAUCAUGAUUAUGGCCGCUCUUGGUAAUAACAUGCUAUAAAAUAUCUCAACUGUCAAAUUAGGAACUAAUGGAAACACACAGAUAUUUUUAGAUGAAAUAACUGCAGCCCUUUCUGAGAAUUUAAAAGAGCCUUUUCCUCAAACCUCAAAACACCAACAUUGUCUCAGAGUUUGUGGGGAAAAGAGGUAAACACUAGAAAUGAUGGCUUAACUGUCCAUAACCCACUUCCUCCCUCAAAAAGCUGAGUGGACUGCAGCCCUGAACGAAAAGGUCAUCAAAGACCAGACCUUGAAAGGGGAAUCAUGUAGCCAAACUGCUGAUUCAGCCAACAUGGACUCCGUGCUGCCACACAAGUCUUCACCAAAGUUGGUGAUAGAUAGAUAGAUAGAUAGAUAGAUAGAUAGAUAGAUAGAUAGAUAGAUAGAUAGACAGACAGACAGAUAGAUGAUAGAUAGACAGAUGAUAGAUAGAUAGAUAGAUAGAUAGAUAGAUAGAUAGAUAGAUAGAUGGAUGGGCUUUAAUCUGGGUGGAUAUUUUACAAAUAUGAAGUUUAGAGCUUGCGUUUAAAAAGAUUUCAUAUACUUCAUGAUAGGGAAACAAAUAGGAAAAAAAUUUUCAUUCUCCUGUCAUUGAGCCCUGAUGACAGAACGACCAUGGUCCACACUUGGGACCUUCAGUCUUUUUAAAACAGAAUUCACGCACAUGUCCUAGUCUGGCCACUCAUUGUAAGGGAUACAUUUCAGAAAAGAAUUUAGACAUGAGUGAGAGAAUGCAACAGCAGUGGGGAAUUGAAAGCUGACCCAAGGGACUGAGAAAACACGGUUAUGGCAGUUUGGAAUUCCACCCCAAGAUCACAGCCUCAAUGUGGUGGUUUGAAGAGAAAUGUGCCACAGACUCAUGUGUUUGAAUGCUUGGCCCAUGGGAAAAGGCGACAUUACGAGGUGUGCCCUUGUUCCUAUUGGGGGAGGGGUGUCACUAUGGAAAUGGGUUUGGAGGUCUCCUAUGCUCAAGCUUUGCCCGAUGUGGAAUCUGGACUCCUCCUUGCUGCCUGUGGAUCAAGAUGCAAAACUCCUCUGCUGCAGGCUGCCAUGUAUCCCACCAUCAUGAUAAUGGACUAAACCUCUGAACCUGUAAGCCAGCCUCAAUUAAAUGCUGUCCUUUAUAACAGUUCCUUGGACACGGUAUCUCAUCACAGCAAUAAACCCCAAACUAAGACAGCGGGGCAAUGCUAGGUAGGUAGUGUCCUGUACUCCACCAUGAGAGAAAAGUAACUGUACUGGCUGGUUUUAGGUAUCAAUUUGACACAAGCUGCAGUUAUCACAGAGAAAGGAGCCUCCCUUGAGGAAAGGCCUCCAUGAGAUCCAGCUAUAAGGCAUUUUCACAAUUAGUGAUCAAUGGGGGAGGACCCACCCUACUGUGGGUGGUACCAUCCCUGGGCAGGUGGUCUUGGGUUCUAUAAGAAAACAAGCUGAGCAAGCCAGUAAGUAACAUCCCUCCAUGGCCUCGCAUCAGCUCCUGCCUCCAAGCUCUUGCCCUGUGUGAGUUCCUGUCCUGACUUCCUUUGGUGAUGAACAGCAAUGUGGAAAUAUAAACUGAGUAAACCAUUUUCUCCCCUGACUUGCUUCUUGGUCAUGAUGUUUUGUGCAGGAACACGGACCCCGAGUAAGACAGUAACUCACAAUUAUUUUAAGUAAAGGGCACCUCCCUAGCUGCCUCCUUCUGGUUCUCGGUGGAUGUGAUGUUUCUUUUAGUUUUAGAAAACGUAAAAAUCCAGCACAAGAUUUACAAAUCGAUGCCUCUGAGAAAAGCCAAUCCCAGAUGUGCCGUGCAGCUUACCAGACUACCUAAAAGCUGGAUAAAGGACUUCAUAGCAACUCCAUUACCAGGAUGCUGUGGGAUGUUUUGCUAGUACAACUCAAACAAUGGAAUUAGACCACCCGCUGGAAGCCUUCCGUGCCACUGUGUUUUAAAUCGAAGGCUGCUCAUUGUGUAAACGUGAUCUCUGUGGUUUAACUUUAGGCUGUUUUCCGGGGCCCUCCCAUGUACCAAGAAUGAGUCAGAAGCAUAGCUCCAUUUCCUGUGGAGGCUGGAAACUGUUAACAGCAGAGUUUGGAGACAGUCUGAAUGAGUGCUUUGCCAUAUGUUAAACCAAACUUGAUAAGAAAAAUCAUAUCGGUUUCCAGUUUCCCAGAAUGUUCAAACGGGAAAAAAAAGAAGCAGCUCGGCUUUAGAAAUAUAAAAAGCAUCUGUCGGCUCGGGAAAUUCUGCUCUGUCAUUUCGCAAAUGAUCGCUCCUUAUAUGUACGAGAGAAGUCAGAUCUGAUAAACUCUGUAGGAAAUAGUGUGCAGUUUUGUUUAACCUUUGAAGUAGCUGUCCAUACUUCCACAUGGCCGGCUGGCUGCUGACUGCUAUGCUACCAUGGCACAGAGAUCUCAGCAGCGCUGCCCAGUGUGGUCCUGAAGCAUUGAUGUUUCCUUCACUGAGACAUGUUUGUGGUUAAAUGUUCCCAUCACCAUCCCCAACUCAGAAAGGCUCACAAGCAUUCACGAAAUGUGUGACAGUUUCACCCAAAUGCUUUAUUUCUCACUGAAUUUCCCCAGAGUCAGUGACUCAGAUACAAAUGCCCUUCACUUAAUUGGCAGUACCAGUUUGUGAAGAAGGUCGUCUGAUUGAUUGAUUGAUUGAUUGAUUGAUUGAUUGAUUGAUGUGAUCUUGCUAUGUAGCCCUGACUAGUUUGGAACUCUAUGUAGACCAACCCAGCCUUGAACCCAGGGAGAACCAGUGCCUCAGCCUCCUGAGAUGCUGGGAUUCAAGUCAUGCAUUAUCACAUCUGGCUCUUAAUAUCACUCUUAUUUUAAUUUAUUCACUUUAAAUCCCACUCAUUCUCCUGACUCCUGGUCACCCCUCCCACAAUCCUUCCCUCGUCUGCACCCCUUCUCCUCUGAGAAGGCAGGGGCCCUUCUGGUUAUCUUUCCACCCUGGUACAUCAAGUUUCAGUGAGGCUAGUUUCAUCCUCUCCCACUAAGGCCAGACAAGACAGCCCAACUAGAACAUAUCCUACAGAUGGGCAACACCUUUGGGAUAGCCCCCCAACCUAGUUCUUUGAGAGCCACAAGAAGACCAAGCUGCACAUCUGCUACAUAUGUGCAGGGAGGCCUAUGUUCAGUCCAUGCAUGUUCUUUGGUUGGUGGUUCAGACUCUGAGAGCCCCAAGGCUCCAGGUUAUUUAACUGUUGGUCUUCCUGUGGAGUUUUUAUCCCCUUAGGGCCUUGCAGUCCUUCCUCCUAUUCUUCUAUAAGAGUCCUCAAGCUCCAUCCACAGUUUGGCUGAGGAUGUCUGCAUCUGUCUGGGUCAGGUGCUGGGUGGAGCACAGCCUUGCUACACUCCAGUCUGCAAGCAUAACAGAAUACCAUUAAUAGUGUCAGGGACUGGUGCUUGCCCAUGGGAUGAGUCUCAAGUUGGGCUGGUUAUUGAAUGGCUAUUCCCUCAGUCUCUGCUCCAUUCCCUGUCCCUGUAUUUCUAGUAAACAGGAUAGAUUCAGAGUCAAAAGUUUUGUGGGUGGGUUGGUGCUCCUUAUAGAUCCACUGGGGUUCCUGCCUGUCUACAGGAAGUGACCCCUUCAGGUUCCAUAUCUCCGAUGCUGUGAGUCACAGCUAAGGUUACUCCCAUUGAUUCUUGGGCUACACCCUUAUUUCAGGCCCCUGUCUCAUUCUGGAGAUGCCUCUCGCCUCCUCACCCCUGUCAGUUGCAGAUUUCCAUUCAUUUCAUAGUCAUCUUGCCAUCCCUCCCCACAUCUGAUCCUGAGCCCCCCUCAGUCCCAUCCCUAUCCUCUCUCCCACCCAUCUCCCUUCCUCCAUCUGUCUCUUAUGAGCAUCUUAUUCCCCCUUCUAAGUGGGAUUCAAGCAUCUUCAAAUGUGCCUUCCUUCUUGUUUAGCAUCUUUGGGUCUGUAGUGUGGUGAGUAUUCUGUAAUUUAUGACCAAUAUCCAUUUAUAAGUGAAUACAUACCAUGCAUGUCCUUUGGGGGCUGGAUUACCUCACUCAGGAUGAUGUUCUCAAGUUCCAUCCAUUGGCCAGUAAAAUUCAUAUCUUUGUUUUUAAUAGCUGAGUGGUAUUCCAUUGUGUAGGUGUAGCAAAUUUUCUUUAUUCAUUCUCCAGUUGAGGUACAUCUAGGUUGUUUCCAGUUUCUGGUUAUUAAAAAUAAAGCUGCUAUGAAUAUAGUUGAGCAAAUGUCUUUGUGGGAUGUUGGAGCAUCUUUUGGGCAUAUGCCCAGGAGUGGUAUAGCUGGGUCUUGAGGUAGAACUACUCCCAGUUUUCUGAGAAACUGCUGAAUUGAUUUCCAAAGUGGUUGUACAAAUCUGCACUCCCACCAGUCAUGGAGGAGUGUUCCCUUGCUCCACAUCCUCACCAGCAUGUGCUAUCUCUUGAGUUUUUGUUCUUAGACAUUCUGAUGGGCGUAAGGUGGACUCUCAGAGUUGUUUUGAUUUCUAUUUCCCUGAUGACUAAAGACUUUAAACGUUUAAGUGCUUCUCAUCCAUUUGAGAUUCCUUUUAAGAAUAUCUCCAAGACAGUCUCUCAGCCCAUUUCCCCAGUGUGAUUCCCCAUUUCGCAGUGCCUUUUACUCUGAGCACUGUCUUGUGGCUUCCAUCAGAUGAGCAAAUGUACACGCAGAACACAGUCGACCACCGCCGUCUGCGAGGACUUCACACCAUCUGCUCACAGCCCGCUUCAGAGGCAGUAGCUCUUGCUCUCUUGACUACAAGCUCUCAUCGAUAUGAUGUUUGUCCUUCAUUUCCUUGGUUGUUUUCUAGCACCACAGACAUCCCUAAGACUUUUUCUCACAGACUCUUGGCCCAUUUCUUGUCGUAACUGUUUGCGUGAUGUUUCCAACUAAAAUCCUUUAACUGCAAAAGCAUUCUGGUUUGGCUCCCUUUCUUCGACUUCUCAGCCGUUUGUCUUAUUUAGUAAACUGAGAUUCUUCUUCUUCUUCUUCUUCUUCUUCUUCUUCUUCUUCUUCUUCUUCUUCUUCUUCUUCUUCUUCUUCUUGUUCUUCUUCCUCUUCCUCUUCCUCUUCCUCUUCCUCUUCCUCUUCCUCUUCCUCUUCCUCUUCCUCUUCCUCUUCCUCUUCUUCUUCUUCUUCUUCUUCUUCUUCUUCUUCUUCUCCUCCUCCUCCUCCUCCUCCUCCUCCUCCUCCUCCUCCUCCCCCUCCUCCUCCUCCUCUUCCUCCUCCUCCUCCUCCUACUUCUAAUUUACUCAUGUCCAUUUCUCCAGUCAUAUCGAUAUCACAUCCUCACUACUCCCGUUCAUAAGUCACCAAGGGUCUCUUCAUGUACAACUGUCUGUGUUUCAAAGGGUACUCUGCCCUAAUGUUUCUUUUACUAGAAAACUUCUUUACAAGGACACACCUACUCCUCCAUCUAAUCCAAGAAGCAUUAAAAUGACUCUUCCAGAGUUUGAAAAAAAAUUCACUGUUUUUCCUCUUCCCUCCCAGACUGGAGACAGAAGCUAUUGCCCUACUUAACAGAACGAACCCUAAAUCUGUACCCAUCCGUAUGUCAUUGGUAGCACUCAGUGUGUGCCCUGUCUCUUCUCUUUGCUGAGGCUACGCAUAAUCAGAGUAUUCUCUCAGCUUCGCAUAUGUAGGAAAAGGACUUGACACAUAUUAUAACAAGCAAUUCUAUUAUGAACAUGAGACCUCUGGAGAACAGAAAGGCUUGCUAUAAAUGAACAUUUUUUUAUCUUUAUUAACUUGAGUAUUUCUUAUUUACAUUUCGAUUGUUAUUCCCUUUCCCAGUGUCCAGGCCAACAUCCCCCUAACCCCUCCCCCUCCCCUUCUAUAUGGGUGUUCCCCUCCCCAUCCUCCCCCCAUUACUGCCCUCCCCCCAACCAUCAUGUUCACUGGGGGUUCAGUCUUAGCAGGACCCAGGGCUUCCCCUUCCACUGGUGCUCUUACUAGGCUAUUCAUGGCUACCUAUGAGCUUGGAGCCCAGGGUCAGUCCAUGUAUAGUCUUUGGGUAGUGGCUUAGUCCCUGGAAGCUCUAGUUGGUUGGUAUUGUUGUUCAUAUGGGGUCUCAAGCCCCUUCAAGCUUUUUCAGUCCUUUCUCUGAUUCCUUCAACAGGGGUCCCAUUCUCAGUUCAGUGGUUUGCUGCUGGCAUUUGCCUCUGUAUUUGCUGUAUUCUGGGUGUGUCUCUCAGGAGAGAUCUAUAUCCGGAUCCUGUCAGCCGGCACUUCUUUGUUUCAUCCAUCUUAUCUACUUUGGUGGCUGUAUAUGCAUGGGCCACAUGUGGGGCAGGCUCUGAAUGGGUGUUCCUUCUGCCUCUGUUCUAAAUUUUGCCUCCCUAUUCCCUCCCAAGGGUAUUCUUGUUCCCCUUUUAGAGAAGGAGUGAAGCAUUCACAUUUUGGUCAACCUUCUUGAAUUUCAUGUGUUCUGUGCAUCUAGGGUAAUUCAAGCAUUUGGGCUAAUAGCCACUUAUCAAUGAGUGCAUACCAUGUGUAUUUUUCUGUGAUUGGGUUACCUCACUCAGAAUGAUAUUUUCCAGUUCCAUCCAUUUGCCUAUGAAUUUCAUAAAGUCAUUGUUUUUGAUAGCUGAGUAAUAUUCCAUUGUGUAGAUGUAACAUAUUUUCUGUAUCCAUUCCUCCGUUGAAGGGCAUCUGGGUUCUUUCCAACUUCUGGCUAUUAUAAAUAAGGCUGCUAUGAACAUAGUGGAGCAUGUGUCUUUCUUGUAUGUUGGAGAAUCUUUUGGGUAUAUGCCCAAGAGAGGUAUACCUGGGUCCUCAGGUAGUUCAGUGUCCAAUUUUCUGAGGAACCUCCAGACUGAUUUGCAGAAUGGUUGUGCCAGUAUGCAAUCCCACCAACAAUGGAGGAGUGUUCCUCUUUCUCCACAUCCUCACCAGCGUUUGCUGUCACCUUAGUUUUUGAUCUUAGCCAUUCUCACUGGUGUGAGGUGAAAUCUCAGGGUUGUUUUGAUUUGCAUUUCCCUUAUGACUAAAGAUGUUGAACAUUUCUUUAGGUGUUUCUCAGCCAUUCUGCAUUCCUCAGCUGUGAAUUCUUUGUUUAGCUCUGAAACCCAUUUUUAAUAGGGUUAUUUGUCUCCCUGCGGUCUAACUUCUUGAGUUCUUUGUAUAUUUUGAAUAUAAGCCCUCUAUCAGUUGUCGGAUUGGUAAAGAUCUUUUCCCAAUCUCUUGGUUGGCAUUUUGUCCUAACAACAGUGUCCUUUGCCUUACAGAAGCUUUGCAGUUUUAUGAGAUCCCAUUUGUCGAUUCUUGAUCUUAGAGCAUAAGCCAUUGGUGUUUUGUUAAGGAAAUUUUCUCCAGUGCCCAUGUGUUCCAGAUGCUUCCCCACUUUUUCUUCUAUUAGUUUGAGUGUAUCUGGUUUGAUGUGGAGAUCCUUGAUCCACUUGGACUUAAGCUUUGUACAGGGUGAUAAGCAUGGAUUGAUCUGCAUUCUUCUACAUGCUGACCUCCAGUUGAACCAGCACCAUUUGCUGAAAAUGCUAUCUUUUUUCCAUUGGAUGGUUUUGGCUCCUUUGUCAAAAAUCAAGUGCCCAUAGGUGUGUGGGCUCAUUUCUGGGUCUUCAAUUCUAUUCCACUGGUCUAUCUGUCUGUCUCUGUACCAAUACCAUGCAGUUUUUAUCACUAUUGCUCUGUAAUACUGCUUGAGUUCAGGGAUAGUGUUUCCCCCAAAAGUCCUUUUAUUGUUGAGGAUAGUUUUAGCUACCCUGGGAUUUUUGUUAUUCCAGAUGAAUUUGCAAAUUGUUCUGUCUAACUCUUUGAAGAUUGGUAUUUUGAUGGGGAUUGCAUUGAAUCUGUAGAUCACUUUUGGUAAGAUGGCCAUUUUUACUAUAUGAACAAUCCAUGAGCAUGGGAGAUCUUUCCAUCUUCUGAGGUCUUCUUCAAUUUCUUUCUUCAGAGUCUUGAAAUUCUUAUUGUACAGAUCUUUUGCUUGCUUGGUUAAAGUCACACCGAGGUGUUUUAUAUUAUUUGGGACUAUUAUAAAGGGUGUCAUUCUCUAAUUUCUUUCUCGGCUAGUUUCUCUUUUGUGUAGAGGAAGGCUAUUGAUUUAUUUGAAUUAAUUUUAUACCCAGCCACUUUGCUUAAGUUGUUUAUCAGCUUUAGUAGUUCUCUGGUGGAACUUUUGGGAUCACUUAAAUAUACUAUCAUAUCAUCUGCAAAUAGUGAUAUUUUGACUUCUUCUUUUCCAAUCUGUAUCCCCUUGAUCUCUUUUUGUUGUCUGAUUGCUCUGGCUAGAACUUCAAGAACUAUAUUGAAUAAGUAGGGAGAGAGUGGGCAGCCUCAUCUACUCCCUGAUUUUAGUGGGAUUGCUUCAAGUUUCUCUCCAUUAAGUUUAAUGUUAGCUACUGAUUUGCUGUGUAUGGCUUUUACUAUGUUUUGGUAUGGGCCUUGAAUUACUAUUCUUUCCAGGACUUUUAUCAUGAAGGGGUGUUGAAUUUUGUCAAAUGCUUUCUCAGCAUCUAAUGAAAUGAUCAUGUGGUUUUGUUCUUUCAAUUUGUUUAGAUAAUGGAUUACGUUGAUGGUUUUCCGUAUAUUAAACAAUCCCUGCAUGCCUGGGAUGAAGCCUACUUGAUCAUGGUGGAUGAUUUUUUUGAUGUGCUCUUGGAUUUGGUUUGCCAGAAUUUUAUUGAGUAUUUUUGCGUCGAUAUUCAUAAGGGAAAUUGGUCUGAAGUUCUCUUUCUUUGUUGGGUCUUUGUGUGGUUUAGGUAUAAGAGUAAUUGUGGCUUCGUAGAAGGAAUUCGGUAGUGCUCCAUCUGUUUCAAUUUUGUGGAAUAGUUUGGAUAGUAUUGGCAUGAGAUCUUCUAUGAAGGUCUGAUAGAAUUCUGCACUAAACCCAUCUGGACCUGGGCUUUUUUUGGUUGGGAGACCUUUAAUGACUGCUUCUAUUUCGUUAGGAGUUUUGGGGUUGUUUAAAUGGUUUAUCUGUUCCUGAUUUAACUUCGGUACCUGGUAUCUGUCUAGGAAAUUGUCCAUUUCCUGCAGAUUUUUAAGUUUUGUUGAAUAUAGGCUUUUGUAGUAGAAUCUGAUGAUUUUUUUGAAUUUCCUCUGAUUCUGUAGUUAUGUCUCUCUUUUCUUUUCUGAUUUUGUUAAUUUAGACAGACUCUCUGUGUCCUCUCGUUAGUCUGGCUAAAGGUUUAUCUAUCUUGUUGACUUUCUCUAAGAACCAACUUUUAGUUCUGUUGAUUCUUUCUAUGGUCCUUUUUGUUUCUACUUGGUUGAUUUCAGCUCUGAGUUUGAUUAUUUCCUGCCUUCUACUCCUCCUGGGUGUAUUUGCUUCUUUUUGUUCUAGAGCUUUUAGGUGUGCUGUCAAGCUGCUGAUAUAUGCUCUCUCCUAUUUCUUUCUGCAGGCACUCAGAGCUAUGAGUUUUCCUCUUAGCACAGUUUUCAUUGUUUCCCAUAAGUAUGUUGUACCUUCAUUUUCAUUAAAUUCUAAGAAGUCUUUAAUUUCUUUCUUUAUUUCUUCCUUGACCAGGUUAUCAUUGAGUAGAGCAUUGUUCAACUUCCAUGUAUAUGUGGAAGCCCAUAUAUACACCGACUUUAGCCCGUGGUGGUCUGAUAGGACGCAUGGGAUUACUUCUGUCUUUCUGUAUAUGUUGAGGCCUGUUUUUUGACCAAUUGUAUAGUCAGUUUUGGAGAAAGUACCAUGAGGUGGUGAGAAGAAGGUAUAUCCUUUUGUUUUAGGAUAGAAUGUUCUAUAAAUAUCUGUUAAGUCCACUCGGUUCUUGAUUUCUCUUAGUCUGUCUAUGUCUCUGUUUAAUUUCUGUUUCCAUGAUCUGUCCAUUGAUGAGAGUGGUGUGUUGAAAUCUCCUACUAUUAUUGUGAGAGGUGCAAUGUGUGCUUUGAGCUUUAGUAAGGUUUCUUUUAUGUAUGUAGGUGCCCUUGCAUUUGGAGCAUAGAUAUUUAGGAUUGAGAGUAUAAAUGAGCAUUUUUCAGCACUGGACAGCCUCCCCUCCAUGAGAAGGGAAACAGAAAAUAAAAUUGUGCUUUUUUAUGUUCUAUUAGCUCUAGGAAAAUGUCAUCGAGAAUGUUCAAACUAGGCCAGGCAUGGUGGUAUAUUCCUUCAUUCCUAGUACUCAAAAAGCAGAGGCAGGAGGAUCUCUGUGAGUUUAAGGUUAGCCUUUUGGGACUGGGUUUCCUCCCAUAGUGAGUUGCAGGACUUCAAACAUCAAGGACUUUGUACAGAGUCCUGGCCUCAGAAAAAAAUAAAUGGAAAGAAGAGAAAAGAAGAGGAGAGGAGGCGGGAGGGGAAGGGAGGGGAGGUGAGGAGAAGGGAGAAAGGAAGGAAUGAAAGGAAGGAAGGAGGAAGGAAGGAAGGAAGGAAGGAAGGAAAGAAAGAAAGAAAGAAAGAAAGAAAGAAAGAAAGAAAAUUUCAAACUUCUUUUGACUACUAAUUUUGGGGAAAUAAAUUUUCUAUUUAGUAUAUCCUGAACAUGGUUUUUCUUUCUUCAUUUCCUCCCUGAUUCUCCACACUCAUACAACUACAUACUUUCUUUAUCUCUCUUUUUAGAAUAAAGGAAGGAUCAGAAAAGAAAAAGACGAAAAUAAGCGUGAGAAACACAGAGAUACACACCAUUAAAAUAGAAAAUUGAAAACUAUGAUACACAAGCAAAGGAAAAUUAGCUAAAAUUCACCCAAAUGAAGCAUUGUGAAAAAACACACAUGCACACACACACACAGAGAGAGAGAGAGAGAGAGAGAGAGAGAGAGAGAGAAAUGCACACACACACACACACACACACACACACACACACACAUUUUUAAAAUGGCAUUGAUACAUUUUUGUGUUGGCCACCUAGUUCCAGGCACAGGACCUCCCUUAAGUGUGACUUAUGCAUGCACUGAGAUUCUGUUGGAGAAAGCUAAUGUUUUUCUUCUCGAGAGGCUGGCAAUCAGGAUAGCUUCUGGGUUAAGAAUGUAAGCUUUAGGAAAGCCUUCCUAGCACUCAGACUUUUGUGUGGGAUGUUAGGUAUUCAUCUAUUGACAUUCUUCUACAUGCAGCUGUCCAGUUUGACCAGCACCAUCUGUUGAGGAUGCUGCCUUUUUCCAGUGCAUAUGUCUGGCUUCUUUGUCAAAAGCCAGAUGUCUGUCUAUAGGUGUAUGCACUUAUGUCUGAGUCCUCAAUUUGCUUCCUAGGUAGGAAGUGUUUCUUGGCAUCGGGGACUCACAUGAAGUAAUUGAGGAUGAGCCAGGGCUGAGAGGGGUCCAUAGGAGAGAAGAAAGUUGGGUCCACUCCAAGGUUUGUCAGAGUCCCCUGAGAAUGAAGGUAGAAUGGGAAGGCAGGCCCCUGCAAACAGGCUGCUACAAGGGCCAGGAAUGAGACCAGAAAACUGUAAUGGAGGACCAUUCAUCCCACAUUAUGGUGGUAAAGCCAGUGGGUUGUAGAACAAGAUGGUAAAAAAUUUUAUCAACCUUCAUCAUUUGACAUUAAAACAUGGGCCUGACCUCAUUUUUGAAUUCCGGUCUGUCAGAUACAGCAGUAUCUGUCAGCAUUAGAGAUGCCUGGGCUCAUUGAAUAAUCCAUACAGCAGCGUGCUGCCUAAUUUUAUGAGUCAUUGAGAGGAGGGAGCCUAUUGAGAGAUCUAUAAGAUCAGGCUAUAGAAGCCUGACAGUGGGGGCACACCCUUUAAUCCCAGCACGUGGAGGGCAGAGACAGAUGGAUCUUUCCCAUUCAUAGGGGCCAGCCUGGUUUGCAGAGUGAGUUUCAAGACAGCCAGGGCUGUCUCACAAACCCCAUCUUAUAAAAACAAACAAAAUCAAGCUAUAGGAAAGUCAGUAGGGUAUUUUCUUAAUUGGUGAUUGAUAUGGGAGGGCCUAGUACAUUAUGGGUGGUGCCAUCCCAGGGAUGACAGUUCUGGCUUCUGUAAGAAAGCAGCUUACAACCCAUGAGGAGCAAGCUAUAAAGCAGCACCCUUCCAUGGCCUCUGCAUCAGCUCCUGCCUCUAGUUUCCUGCCCCUUUUGAGCUCCUGUCCUAUAUAUCUUCCUUCGGUGAUGAAUGGUGAUGUGAAAGUGUAAUCCAAUUAAAGCUUUUCCUCUCCAAGUCACUUUUGGUUAUGAUGUUUCCUCAUAGCGAUAGUAUAUGUUGCAAUUUGAGAUAAACGGACUCAGUAUAUAGCCACAUAUGUUAACAGAGAGAUGCAGAGGCUCAGGCGAGACCUAUAGUACUGAAUGCUAGCAGAUUGAGAGAAACUGGCAGUGAAGCAUGAGGAUGUGUGUAUGUGGAGAUACAGAAAAUCUCAAAGCUGUGAAAAUAAAAGGGAGGGUACAGUUAACAUGUAUGGUUUUCUUACACUUCUAUCCUUGUAGUUACAGACUUAAACAGAGAAUGCCUCCACAUAACUGCUUUGACAAAAUAUUUCUAGAACACAUGUGUGACACAGGGUUGAUAGUAGAGAAAAAUUGUAAUUAGAUUUUACAAGAGGAAUUUCUGGAAAACCACAUAGUGACCAGUGCUGUGCCACAGUAAGGCAUGCGUCAGAGGACAGCAGGUUGGCACGCUUCAUACACGAUGAGAAUGAAGGCAUCGUCUGUAUGAUGACCACAGCCUUCCAGUUUUACAGCUGGGGUGCUUCUUACCUGAAGGUUAUGCCUGACCCAACAUCCCACAUGUUGUAUCUGAGUAAACAGAAAACAAGCACAAAGUUGGAUUUAGAGAAUAGCCGAAAGGUAUUCCUCCCCCAUUUCCUUCCUACCUCAAUUUGUUAGGCAAAGUUUCCCAUGAAUGGAUGGCAUUUCCCAGUCAUGAGUAUUUAAUGAAACUAUGUAUUUCAAGCUGUACAGUACUUUCAGAAUUCCCAUGUGUUUAAGGUCUGAUGAUGAUGAUGAUGAUGGUGGUGAUGGUGAUGGUGAUGAUGAUGAUGGUGGUGAUGGUGAUGAUGAUGGUGGUGAUGGUGAUGGUGAUGAUAAUGAUGGUGGUGAUGGUGAUGGUGAUGAUGAUGAUGGUGGUGAUGGUGAUGAUGAUGAUGAAGCAACAAAACAUUUUCGAAAUUUUUCUGUAGACCAGGCUGUUUUGCACUUUAAUCAAGACAAAUCUAAAUUUCGGUUUUAUAACAUCAAGUUCCUUGGUUCUCUUCUCAGCAGGUCGUAUACUGUGGAAGGGCUGCUCACUUUACCAGGAGUUAGAGACCCCUGUUGUCUUGAUCACUGUUCCACCUCUGUAAAGAGACACUGUGACCAUGGCAACUCUCAUAGUAGGAAGCACUGAAUUGGUGCUUGCUUACUGUUUCAGAGGGUUAGGCCGUUAGCAUCAUGGUGUGGAGCAUGGUGCUGGAGAAGGAGCUGAGAUUUCUACCUACGGAUCCAUAGAAGCCAGAAGAGAGAGACGCUGCCCCUCCCCCACCCCAGUGACACUUCCUCCAACAAGACCACACCUAAUCCUUCUCAAGUAGUCCCACUUCUGGUGACUAACAAUCAAAUAUAUGAACCUAUAGGGGACAAAUUUAGUCAAACCACCAUACCUAUGAUGACAUUUUCCCGGUACUGCAGAACAAUAGCUUGUCUUACCUGCAGCAAAUGACAUUGCUGCUGACUCACAAAAUUUAAGCUUUUGAAUCUUUUGUUCCUUCUACAUUUUACACAGCUUCAUGCUGACCAGACUCUCGAUAUGAUCUACAAAGAACGUACAAAGAACUAUACAAAGAACCUAAGAAGUUAGACUCCAGAGAACCAAAUAACCCUAUUAAAAAAUGGGGUUCAGAGCUAAACAAAGAAUUCACAGCUGAGGAAUGCCGAAUGGCUGAGAAGCAACUAAAGAAAUGUUCAACAUCCUUAGUCAUCAGGGAAAUGCAAAUCAAAACAACCCUGAGAUUCCACCUCACACCAGUGAGAAUGGCUAAGAUCAAAGACUCAGGUGACAGCAGAUGCUGGCGAGGAUGUGGAGAAAGAGGAACACUCCUCCAUUGUUGGUGGGAUUGCAAGCUGAUACUUUGCACUCUGCACUCUGGAAAUCAGUCUGGGGGUUCCUCACAAAACUGGAAAUAGUACUACCUGAGGACCCAGCUAUACUAUUCCUGGGCAUGUACCCAAAAGAAUAAAAGUGUGUUUCAACUGGAAGUUACAUGCAGUUUGUGUGGGAGCAACCCAUCACCAGUUCCUUCUUGUAAAGGUUGGGUUGUUUCAUGGACGUCUAGCAGGUGUAUUUUCUGUGUUCUUCUCUUUGCUGUCAUUAAAGUAUUUACUCUACAUAAAGAAACGAAAUUCUGAACUAACUUGGAACUUCCAUGGCUUCUCAUAAAACACUGGAUUAAAGGAGCUAUCUUAAAACAAGAAAUAGAUAGAUAGAUAGAUAGAUAGAUAGAUAGAUAGAUAGAUAGAUAGAUAGAUAGAUAGGAUGUUGUUUUAAAUAAUCAGAAACGUAGCAAGCACAGCAAAGGAAACAAUUCCAUGAAGAAAGAUCCUUCGCCAGUGUGAACAUGAUGGGAAAUUAAUGUCUAAUGAAGAACUCGAUAAGUUAAACAACAAAACAACUCCAUAAGUAUCCAGUCAGUAAGUAGGCCAAUGAAUUAGAGAGCUCUCAAAAGUAGAAAUACUAGUGACCAAUCAAUACACACACAAAAAUAAAUGCUGUACAACUGUGGAUAUCCGAGAAAUGCUAGUAAAAAACUGCAGUGUGAGUCUCUCACCCUCAUCAGAAGGGCUGCCUAGUGGGAUAUAAAACAUCCACUCAAGAUCUCCUGUGGAGGUUCCUCACAAAACUCAAAAUGAAAUUUAGCUAUAGCAUCUAUAAUUAAAUAUAUUAUUUUUGUGUUCAUUUAAAAAAAUAGUAGUAAGCUCUUGCUCUUCCCCACUUUGUCCCCAUUCCCUUCCUCCCUCCCCACUCCAUAAUGCUCAUGGCCAGCCUCUACUCUUCUACUUUUCUACUUUCUCUCUCUCUGCCUUUCUCUGCCCCUAGUACCCUCUUAACUCCCUUCCCCAUGUUCUGAAUAAACUCUAUUCUAUACUUAAAAAAAAGUAGUAAAUAAAUAAAGCAAAAACUUUAGCAGGGACACCCCACCUUUUGAAUGUGUAGUACUGUUUUUUUUUAAUUCACCAAAUAAAUCAACAAGUUCGAUGUGUCGUUUCCCCUAGCAAGUAGGAUUCAGUCCUAUAAGCUAUUGUGUGAACUGAAGCCUCCCGUCAGUGAGCUCAGUCUUUGUGAUUGCUAAAAUUCAAUUCAUUCCAAAGUCAGGUUUUCAGGCAGUUACUUUUUUAAAAUAUUUUUUCAUCUACCAAGUCUCUGAAGUUAAAUUAGACACAUCCUCAAACAUUUAAUUCAAUUUCCCCUCUCUAUUUCCAUUAUGCUGUGGGGGCAGUGUUCUACAACUAAGGAGACAAAAAAUGUUUUCUGCAGAAUAAAGACAUUUUCAUUGCAAAGCUGAGCAGCCCAUUUGUGGUAUGUAUCCGGCUGCAUAAGAAAGGAUUUCUUCUAAUUAAUCGUUUCUAAAAGCUGUCAUCUGCCGUAACUGCGUUCAUUAUUCUGUCACUGAAAGUCUAAUGGUACAAGAUCAGCUGUGUCUCUUCUCUAAAUAGCUGAAGGAGGGGCUUUCAGAAUAAUGAGAGACAUCGAACAACACAAGCCACGGACACAGUGCGAACCUUAAUUGAAAAUCGGUGGUGUAAGCAUUAGAGCUACUGCGGGAAGUGUCACCAUUUGUUCUGAAGCUGAGGCAAGAGCAGUGCAUUCCGGUGACUUGACUUCUCUUAUCCAGAGGACACAGUCGCCCAUCAGUCAUUAGCUUGUAACCAAAGGGCUGAAGUUGCGGUUCUGACUGCAGAGCCAGAAAAAUUAAGCCAGUUAAUGGCGAAGAAGACAACACGUCAAGCCAAAUUGCUUUAAAUGACAUUGACCUCACCCCUGUACCUUCAACACCUGUCCCUAAUUGAGAGCAAUUGAUUUGCCCUCAUGGCUCUUUUUUUUUUUUAAAGCUUGUCAGUUCUCAAAUUCAAAAUGGUAAGGCCAAUCUGGAAAUCGUUCUGAGGUUAUUAAAUGAUGAGUAAGGAGUGAGAUGCAGGGCAAAUAUUAAAGCAGAACUCAGUGAAUGUAAACCUUUGCAAUCAAAGUCGCAUCUGUUUGAUGCCAUUGGAAGAAAUAAAAAGGAAUGGAAAUGGCUUCAACAUAAAACAGUUAGGAUAACACAAAACAUGGGUUCUGACCAGGUUCUCAAAAUUCUCUUAUCAUUUGCCAGUUGUCUUUUCUUCUCUCUUACCUGCGUAACCCCAAUGAGAGUGACCAGAAACUUCAGUAAGCAAGAGAAAAGGUUGAAUCGUCACUGACUGGUGCUUACUUUUUGUGCCUGGUGCUUGCAUAGCGCCAUCCACACUAUUAAAGGAAGAGAGACUACAUUCAACGAUGUAGACUUCAAUUCUAUUCAGCAAACACCAGCUGCCUAUUACACAAUUCAAUUUUUAAAUAUCUCUUUAACUAGUCAGUGAAGGCUAGAAUAUAGUCAUUGAUCUUAGUGAAUUCAUGUUUCACAAUGAGAAUCUAUAACUAUUAAAGGCAAUAUACUGCAAUCAUUCUCAAAAGAAGUCACGAAAUCCAGUGGGGAUGCAAAAUGUGAAUGAAGUGGAAGCAUGAGAGGAUAUAUCCUAUCCGGAGGAAUACGUCAGAUGCACAAAUGCAGACAUACAUUCUCUGAGGUGGAAAACAAAAGGCAAUAAGUGGGAAGAUGAGAAGGAAGGGCUUAGUGGAUUCUUGAAGGACAAAGGGUGUGACCUGUAAGGUUUAGAGACCACGUGGCUAUUCUACACUAAGAUGUACUACAUCUGUAAUAUACUGUACCAGAUUUUGAAAACCUGGUAUUAAGAGUACAGAACACUGCAGGCCCAAACAUUUGAUGUAUGUGUCUAGUUAAGAAGCCAAUAGAGCAAAGCUACCAUCAGUAAUUAAGAUUGAAUGUUUCAAAAUCAGAAUAAAACUGUCUCAUUGCUGAAGGACUCUGAAUUGCCCUUAGAUCACCAAAUCAAAUUGAUGCUUGUGUCAUUGUUAUCCCCCCAUACCCCUUACUCAGCAGGAACAUCAGGACCAGAGCCUGAUCAGAGAACUCUUGGUCCUGGGAAAACUCACAAAGGGGGGCCAUCAUCUCAACACCCACCAUGUGACACAGGUUUAUAUGGGAUCUGCUGAUAAGCCACUCAUUGUCAAUCUUUCUAAGUCUGGACUGUGUGGAGGAACUUUAAUCCAACAACAUGGCUGCUCUGGCAAGGAAUCAUGGCCAACGACUUAUAGGUCUAUGUGAUCGGGUUAGAAUGCAGACACACCCUGGAUUAUAGUAUGACCCGGCUAGAAUACAGGUAUGUCCUUAGUAUACACCUUUAAUCCCCUCCAAAAAAAAUGAAAGUAAUGUUAGUUUAUAAAAGGAAGUAAACCGGGGUUGGGGAUUUAGCUCAGUGGUAGAGCGCUUACCUAGGAAGCGCAAGGCCCUGGGUUCGGUCCCCAGCUCCGAAAAAAAGAACCAAAAAAAAAAAAAAAAAAAGGAAGUAAACCAUGUUUGAAAGUGACAUCUAAUUGAGGAGCAGACAAAGUGGCAAAUCAGAGAAAGAUUUGACAGAAUAAGUCAGAAAUCGGGUACACUCAAUUCUCAAGAGAACAAAUAUGAAAUAGUGCAAAUUUAAGAGAUCAGGGCAGAGAGAGAGAGAGAGAGAGAGAGCGAGAAUAGAAGGAGGAGAAGGAAAAGGAGGAAGAAGUCUUACCAGGACAUUUUACAGAGACAGGUUGCAGAUGAAAACAGAACAAGCCAAAGAAUGAGAAGUAAUCAGAAGAUCAGAACAGAUUGCCCGAGUUAGUUUGAGGCUGAGGAGAGCAAUUUAGACAGAAGCUAAGAGAACCAAGAUUGACUCAGUCAGCAUGGAGAGGAGUUUGAGCCAGAAAAGCUGAAUUGAACCAGCCAGCCAGUGUUCAGGAAAGCUGGAAAGAGUGACUUUAUUAGGUAGCACAUCUCAGAGGCUGAAACAUUUUAGGCCUAGGUUAGCAGAUAGAGGCUAAAAGUGGAAGCCUUCAUGGUCUGGGAUUGUACAGAGGCUAGAAGCUUCCAGGCCUGAGUCUAGGGAUAGUACAUAGAAAGAAAUGUUCUGGGCUCAACCCAAGCCAUGUAUUUGCAGUUUGGGUAUGGCUCUCAUCUCAUCCCUCCCUUUCUAUAAUGUUCUGAAAGGCAUCCCUCAGCAGAAGAGGAUUGUAAAUGUUAAGAUUAAUUGAAAGAAAAAUUAAUGAUGCAAGACAUGCCAUGUAGACACUUAGAUGUUCCCAUGCGGGAUUUAGGAGAAAGAUACAGAUGGGAGGAGCUUGAAAUUAGUGAAUCAACAUGGUGAUUCCAUGUGGACCUCCAUGCUGGAGGCGUUCCACAGAGAUCUCUGGUCUGGCUAGGUGAGCAGGUUCAAGUGAAAGGGAGAGAACUCAGGCAGGGAGGUGGGACGGCUUUCUGCCACCUCCACUGCUGGAGCUGCUCCUCCUUCAUUCCUGCUGCUGCUGUGGGUCAGGCUGAGCCAGCAGGGGACUGACGAGCCAGUGAUGGGUGCAGGGGAGCUUCUGUAGGUGAUUUGGGGAGAGCAGAUCUCUUCCCCAAGCGGCAGUGUUACAGUUCUUAGGACAAAAGCUCUCAGAAGAUGGAGUGAUUCGUGCACAACUUUAAUCCUUCUAAAUAGGAUUCUUAAAAACAGUUUUGGCAUGAAUAUGGCUGUGGCAGCAGGUACUUCCUGUUCGUUUGGUCUGAGAGAUUGCGAAUCCCUCGUCUACACAUUUUGGGGCGUGGUCCUGCUUCUAUGCAACUGAUCUGUCUUGAGCCGAUGUGACCUGUGGAGGGGGGUCUCGGGGUGUUGCCCUAAGUGACUGAUCUGUCUCAAACCUCUCUACAGGAAGUUCUUGGGGGCUGUAGCUAUGUGAGAUGGGCCUGAUCUCCUAGGAGACCGGAAAUGUUCCUGCCAUCCCAUAGAGUCUCCAGGGAUUCGACCUGUCUCCACCAGGAAUCAGGGUACCUUUCACAGCCUGCCACCCCACAAUUCAACCUAGAGACGCAGCAGAAAAAGACCAAAGCUCAGAGAAACAGCCGUUCCAUACAGGCAACAAAGAGGAGCUAGUUAAGGUGAGCUAUGAAGAAGUAAGAGAAAACACUGGUAAAAGUUAGAGAAAAAAAAAAUAACUGAAGCAUCAUCAAGAGCUUCAAAUGAACCUGGAGUGGAGAUUACCAAGUGCUGGUACCUGAGAGGCCACCAUUCAAAAGACAUGAUCCUUUGGAAGGUAAGAUGGAAACCCAAAAAUAACGAUGGUGGAUGAAGAAUGACAUCCAUGUCCUUCUUCAAAACACUUGCCUAGAAAGAAUGGUGUGUGGAAACCAAGAGAGUUCAAGAAGGAGCUCUCAAUGGGAGAGUUUCCAAGAUGUUUUCGGGUUAUAGAAGAGGACCAAUAGAUAGAGCUAAAAAUACAGGAAACUGAUAAACAGUAGGUUAUAAGGUCUCACAGUGUUUAGAUACAGAAGGGAUGGAAGUCAAUGAGAAAUAUACUAGUCUUGAAUGAGAAACAAUAUGUGGAUUCCCCCUGUAGAUAUGGAAGAGAGGGGGCAUUUCAAAAAUGUUAAUGAGAAGCGUUGAGAUUUGAGUUCUUGCUUGCUGAUUUGGCCUCCUGACAUUUUAGAAUGGUUAGACAUAGAGAGUAAAAACUGAGUCAAAGGCCCCAAGAGGAAUCCAAGUUUGAAAUCACUGCUAAAUGGAAUGGAAGAAUAACAUCACAGAAAUGAACAGAAAAGAGUAUCCAGUGAUACUCAAGUGAGGGUGGAGAUCAUCUCCACAGUCAGGAGCUCUUGCAGCACAAUCAUGAGGACCUGAUUUUACACCGCUGACACCCACAAAACAAGUCGUGAAAGGUUGGGUCUCAAGACAAAGAGAGAACACUCAAGGUUGCAGACUGCCAGUGUGAUGGUUUGCAUAAGUUUGGCCCAGAGAGUAGCACUACUAGAAUGUAUGGCCUUGUGGGAGGAAGUGUGUCACUGUGGGGGUGGGGUUGGAGACCCUCCUUCUAGCUGCCUGGGGAUGCUCUCAGUCUGUUCCUGGCUUCCUUCGGGUGAAGAUGUAGAACUCAGCUUCUCCUGCACCAUCCCUGCCUGGAUGCUGCGAUGCUGCCAUGCUCCCGCCUUGAUGAUAAUGAAUGGACUGAACCUCUGAACCUGUAAGCCAGCCCCAAAUAUAUGUUGUCCUUUAUAAAAUGUUCAUUGGUCAUGGUGUCUGUUCACCCUAACUAGGACAGCCAGCAUAGCCAAAAAAGUGCAAGCUUUCAUUCCAAAGAGAGAUCCUGCCUCUGUGGCAGAAGGAGGUGGAGAGUGACAGAGAAAACUCAGUGCCCUCCUCUGGUCACCAUAUACUCCUCAGUCUACAUACCCUGUGGACACAUCACUUACACACACAAGAAGUGUUUGGGCUGCCAGACAGAGGAGUCGGCAAGUAAAAACACUUGUUCCAAGACUGAGGAACAGAAUUCAAUCCCAGUUAAUUAAAUAACUUUAAGAAGACAAGGAAAGGGAGGAUUGGGACCAUACAAUGACAUGCUAAUGGUAGCUGCCAUUUUGUUUUCCCCAAUGCUAUACUGAAAUAUCUCUAUGUCAGAGGGAAAUAAAUGAGAGAACUGCUUCCAAGUCUCAGAGUGACAGGUCAGUGACAAAGAUGACUUAAGAAGCUGUGAAUGAAUGCCAAGAGGGAAGUUCAAGUCAUUGGCCGUAGAAUCUUGCCUGGUAGAAGAGAUUCAAAGAUGGAUGCAGAAAAAGGAGUCUUGAGAGAUGUCAGAUCUGCGCUGGUGAGCUGCUGGAACACUGUUAUAAAUAAGAAACGAUGUUUCUUCAAACUAGCAGGAGCAUUGAUGGCUACAGUCCUAUAAAUAGAUACUACUUGCUAUGCAAUUGCUAUGCAACAGGCUGUGCUUCGAGUUUCUGUGUGACUGUGAUGACAACUGUAAGGUCGGUGUUACUCAUGGUACUUGUUCUAGAUAUGAUCUCCAGAAUUGAACAUUUCUCCAGGAUCUCAGAGCCACAGUCCCUUACAUAAUAGGUAGGGCCAAGCUACAGACGUAAAGAUAUUGCGUAUCAGCAAAGGAAACAUGAAAAUGUCCAGGAAGAAAAUAAGUGGAGAGGAACAUGCCACAGUAGGGUGAGAGGAGAAAAUGUGUGAUGUCAAGUUAGAGGAAACAAGAAUAAAUCCUUGAGGGAACUAUUUUAUUUAAUUUAUUUGGCUUGUUUUUUUUUUUUUUUUUUUUUUUUUUUUGGAGCUGAGGACCGAACUCAGGGCCUUGCUCUUACUAGGCAAGCGCUCUACCACUGAGCUAAAUCCCCAACCCCUGGCUUGUGUUUUUUUUAAAGAUUUUUUCCAUUCUGUAUUAAUGGAAUGAUUCUGUAAUAAUAAUUCUGUAAUAACGUAACGACUCUUAAUUUGGUGGUCUUAUAUAUAAUUUCAAGACCAUUUGAUAUUGGAUGGUCAGUUGUGGAGACUUUCCCUGGGGAAGAUUUCUCUCACUCUCAGUAUUCCUUCCUUGUCUGUAGCUCUUUGUCUAGAGGUUGGAAUCCUUGAGACUCCAGACUUCUAUGUUAGUCUGUCUGUUAGAGUUACCCUUGUUUAGCUUUUAUGUGGCCAUGUUUUUGAGACUUCGUGGUGUAGCUUCCCUGACAUUUCUAGAAGACACAGUUCCCCUAACCUUUCCGCACUCUCCCUCAAGGAUCCCUGAGCCUUAGGUCUAGGAAGAAUGCUGUUGAUGGAUCCGUUAGGGCUAGGUACGGUGUGAUCAUUUGUUCUCUGCUUUUUAAUCAAUCGUGGUUUUCUAUAAUAAUCUCUAUAUUUUAAAAAUAGACUAGAGCUACACUUACCUCUAGGUAUGAGGAUAAAUAUUUAGAAUGCAGUUAGGAAUUGUGCUGUUUUGGUAAUGUGAUGGUUGUAGGUUCUCCUCCAAGGUCCAUUACAUCACUAUCCCGGUCAAUCUGCUGUAUUUCCAGUGCUGAGCAUGAUUGCUUCCCAUUUGGGUGAUCUUUAAGCUGACAGUCACCACUAAGACGUGAGUGCCACUGUUGCCCCUGUACAGUCAUCGUGCCAUGUUGAUGAUAGCUGUUGAUAUCUAUAGACAUAAUAGCUUCUUUGGAUAUUGGUUGCUUCACUCUUUGGAAGCUUGCGUGGUGCUAGUACCAUGAAAGCUUUCAGGAAGGAAGCGUUCAUGUCAGAUCCAGUUAGGAUUCUCUAAGUCCUGUGUCCGAAGUGAGUGGUGUCUUCAGCAAUUGGGACUUAUCUUCCACCUCUGAAAGACGACCAGAGGCAAUAGCUAGCCUUCUGACCAAAUGUAUUCUCUUUAUAGGUCUGUUCUCACCAAUCCUAUUGCUUGUUGCAUAUAACUUGUAACUAAACCAAUAAAAACAAUUGGAGAGGAUACUUGUUUGGCAAAAGAUGUGUGAUAUUCAUUUCUGAGAGAACAUUAUGAUUCAUUAAAAAAUACUUUUAAUAGAAAUCGAAGUGUUUUAUAUUCUGAUAAAUUUCACUCCCUUUUGCCUUCUAUUUCUCUAAGUGCAAAAUAAACUCCAGGCUGGAGUCCAAAAUCUAAAAGGGCCUCUCUUUCCUUGCAUUGUACUUUGUAUUAUGUUAGGUUGGCACACAAGAAAUGGAGUUGAAAAUCUAAGAGAUGUGCUAUGUUUGCAGAUUAAGAAGUUUUUCUCUUAUAAGGUAUCUGUGUUGGUGAUGUUUUGUUUUGUUUUGUUUUGUUUUGUUUUGUUUCUGUCAACUUGGCACAAGCUAAAGGUAUCUGGAAAGAGGAGCCUCCAUUGAAAAAAAAUGCCUACAUCAGAGUGUAGGCAAGUCUGUGGGACAUUUUCUUCAUUAAUAAUUGAUACAGGAGGGACCAGAUCCCCAUGGGGGGGGGGGUUCCACCCCUGGGCAAGUGGUCCUGGGAGGUGUCAAAAAGCAACCUGAGCAAGCCAGAGGAAGCAGACAAAUUAGCAUCACCCCUCUAUGCAGGCUGCUUCGUUCCUGCCUGAGUUCCUGCCCUGGUUUCCCUCAGAUGCAAUGUGGUCUGAGAGUUGUAAGACGAAGUAAAGCCUUCACUUUCCAAACCUAACGAAGACAGGGCUCCAUUCGGUGCUUUAUAGAUAUUGCCUCAGUUCUUUCACAUGACAUCACUAACUAGCUCAUAGCUCAUUUCGGAUAGCCUGUCUUUAUCAAUACUGGUGUCAUUUUGUUAUCUGUAGCUGUGCAAGUAAAAAGGUAGGUAUCCUGCUUUCUGUGAUUGAAUAACGAACUUGGGUGCAUUAGAGUUAGAGUACAGUACCACAGCACCUCUGUGUCUCACUUUCUAUCCAGCGCAGACACAAUUCAGGGAGGUGCAACAUAA